Molecule: messenger RNA, 3381 nt
Organism: Eriocheir sinensis (Chinese mitten crab)
Lineage: Eukaryota; Metazoa; Arthropoda; Malacostraca; Decapoda; Varunidae
Exons: 2
Coding region: 6-956 (316 amino acids)
Source: RefSeq, a predicted model, not a curated record
GGUUCAUGAGUUCAUCGCUGGCGCUCGUCACCUCAACAUACAAACACACACACACACACACACUCUCGCUCAUCCGCCGCCCCCAGACACACACACAGACCAUGAUGGGUCGUCUCUCACGUCUGCUGCCCCGGGGACACGUCUUCCUCUUCCUGCUGGUGGUGGUGGUGGCGCUGAGCCAGGGAACACGGCGCUGCCGGGAGGCGGACGUGCUGCUCGGAGAAGGGGAGGUGCAGCGCAUAGGCGGCGGAACAAUGAACGGUUAUGGUUAUUAUGAUAUGACCGUGUACCUGUGGCCCGAGGAAGGCUUCCUUGGUGUGGGUCUGCAGGCCCUAGUGGACACCCGAAAUGGAACAACGGUGAGGCGGGCCGCGUGGCUCUCCAAGGACAGCCUGUUCACCGCCGCCAACACAACCGCCUGGUGGAAGUUGAGGGUGGGGGUGUUGAAGUAUCACAGUCACCGUGUGGUGUUCGAUGCACGUCUUGGUGAUAGUUGGAAGCACUGUUACUCUCGGGGCACCGUUGACAAGCUACAGGGUCUGGACGUGGUGGGUUACGGCCCGUCACGAUGGAGACAUACGGAACCACCACCUGAGUGUCCCUAUCAAGAAACUACCGCAUGGUCCUGGCCACGAAACACACCCACCUGCACGGCGCCCCCACCCAUCACACGAGCCACUACACCCGCGCCCAUCACACGAGCCACUACACCCGCGCCCAUCACACGAGCCACUACACCCGCGCCCAUCACACGAGCCACUACACCCGCGCCCAUCACACGAGCCACUACACCCGCGCCCAUCACACGAGCCACUACACCCGCGCCCGACCCUUUGUUGGUGGCAGCGGUGACAGCAGUGCUGGUCGCCCUUGUGACGGCCGUGGCAGCAACACUGAUAGCGGCGGACUUGUUCCGCACACAACAGCGUCGCGGAGCGGAUCAGAACGCCGCCUAGACCAGUACACGCCCGCCGCCCCGAGUGACCAGCAGGAGACCCUUGAAGGCGGCAGGGACGGGGCUCCGGGGCACAGAGGCGCCCAUUGUGUGUCUCUAUAUCCUCUAUCAACCUGCCCCCCCCCCUCCCUCUCUCUCUCUCUCUCUCUCUCUCUCUCUCUCUCUCUCUCUCUCUCUCUCUCUCUCUCUCUCUCUCUCUCUCUCUCUCUCUCUCUCUCUCUCUCUCUCUCUCUCUCUCUCUCUCUCUCCUCUCCUCCUCCUCCUCUCCUCUCCUCCUCCUCCUCUCCUCUCCUCCCGCGCCAAGGUUGAGUGAAGACAUUCUCCUCGUCAUCCGUGGAAGGAACACCACACAGAAAGCUCUAAGACAUGACAGAUAUAACAUAAGCUUACAACGAGAAUACAAAGUCCUGAAGAAGAGAGUCACAGCCGUGAUGGGUGCUGCCAGGAAGGACUAUUACAGACUUAACACGUCCAGAGGUAACACAACAGCUGAGUGGAGAGUCUUGAAAGAAAGAGUUCCUGGCACAAAGAAACAAGCAAAUAAAGUAAAUGAGGAAUGCAGUGUCGAAGACUUCAACAAUUGUUUUUGCUAAUGUUGGAAAAAAAGCUUUCGAGGAGUCUCAGAACAAUCGCGAAAACUGAUCUCCUGAAAACAUUAACAGUCGUAACACCUUUCGUCCCCAGCCUACCGAUACUGACACAAUCAUUGUCACCAUAAAGCACCUCAAGGAAUCCAACCCACACGGAUCUGACAACAUCUCCCUGAGACUCAUCAAAGACGCUCUGCCAGCAAUUCUACCGCACAUCACAUGUAUCAUAGGUAUACACAAUAACAAGAGGUAUCUUUCCUAAUGCCUGGAAGCACGCUAUUGUCACACCAAUAUUUAAGAAAGGAGAAGUAGGCAACAGAUGGACAAUGUCCUUGCUCCCAGUUGUAUCUGAAAUAUUAGAAAAGAUCGUUGCUACUCAGUUGGUCCAAUUUAUGGAACAGAAUUUCCUCUUUAGCAGCACUCAACAUGGCUUCAGACCAAACUUAUCUACUGAGACUGCUCUCCUACAAGUUUCUAAAAAGAUUUAUGACACCAUGGACAAAGGAGAAAUAUGUCUUUUAACUCUUUGCGACCUAUCUAAAGCUUUUGAUAGUGUCUGCCAUGACAUUCUACUCAGAAAAUGCAAUGAAUUAGGAAUCGACAUAUUUUGGUUUGAAGAUUAUCUAUGUAACAGGACUCAGUCUGUGCGAAUUGGUGGAAAUUUGUCCUCUAGACUACAAGUAUCUUUUGGAGUCCCGCAAGGAUCCAUUCAGGGCCCAUUGCUAUUUAAGGUUUAUGUAAAUGACCUGUCACAAGAAAUUAAAGACUGUUUUGCUAUACAUUAUGCUGACGACACACAAUUCAUUCAAACUGGAAAUACUGAAAAUCUAUCUGAAGUAAUUCUUUGAACAGGACAGACGUUAGAAAAAAUUAAAAACUAUUUUAAUAGGAAUGGUCUCUUGCUGAACUCCAAAAAGACUCAAUGUAUAUUUCUAGGCACAAGAGCUCUGAUACCACGAGUACCGGAUAACACCACACUCAAAGUAGGGGGUGCCUUAGUUAAGCCCUGCCAAAAUGUCGAGACCUUGGGGCUACAUUUUGACAGGAACAUGCUGCUUGAUACGCACGUGACAGAAAUUACUUAAAAAGUAUCUGGCAUGCUUAUGUACAUAAAUCGCCUUCAAUACUUGCUCAGGAGGGAGGCAGGUUAAUUAACAGUGGUUCAGACACUUGCUCCAAGUCACCUUAACUAUGGGAUAACUGUUUGGGGCACCACAAAUAUCACACAGCUGAGAAGGAUUCAAAGGAUACAGAAUUUUGCUGCAAAAGUGGUUACUGGAGGAGCCAAGUUUGACCGUGUAACCAAACUCUGAUAUGAAUUACAAUGGCCAAAUAUUGAACAGAAGUGCAUUUUUGAACAGUGCAUCAUAGUAUUCAAGGCCCCGAAGAAACAUUUUCCCGGAGGACAAUUCUCUUUUCCACGAGUAAGACAAAUAGUUGACACAAACACUGGACUAAAAACUCUACUCUAUGUACAAAAACACACACUGACAUUGGGUCCCGAUCUAUUACAGUCAGAGGGCCAAGAAUAUGGAAUAGUCUCCAAAAAAGUAAAGAAAUGUUAGAGUUUGAAUGGCUUUAACGUCUACCUGAGGAAACACCUCUAGCACAGGUAACUAAUUGCUCUGAUUACUCUCUUAUUAGACUUUAUCUUAUAAUGUUUUACAUGAUGUCCUGGAUAUUAGUCCACGCUUUCUUUUUAUCAGCAAUUAUAUUCUAGUUAUAUUUAAAAAAAAGAAAAUUUCAUCGCACUCUCUGUAUCUUGCUAUGAUCAAUAGUUUUAAGCCUGUAAAGAACAACCAUUGUAUAAAAUGGAAAUAAACAUACUGAUUCUGA